AUGUGGCUCUCUUCGAGAUCAUCGAAACGUCCCGCUAAUUCCUCUCCUUCUCCGCGCCGAACUUCUACAGCUGCCUCACGCCCAACAUCUCCAGGAUCUACCCUCGCUGAAGUGCUUCGCAAGAACCCUUUUCGAGCAGGCUCCAAAGAGUCGCUCUCUCGCAAAGAUGAAGAUGACCCUUCGAUAUCACUAAACAAAGACCUCUCCGUGCUCGCCGAUUUCUUUCCCGACAUCAAGAUCGAAGUACUUCGAGAACUACUCAUCCGGUUCGACGGAGACAGCAGGCUGCCGAUAUGCACCGAACAACUCAUUAAGUACAAGGUGGAAUGGGCCAGGGGUCGGGUGAAUAUACCACCAAGAGGAUUAGAGGAGCCGAUUGCUGUGGAAGAACAAUUUAGGACCAGAGAAUACAUCGACGCAGUCAAGUGGACGCUCGGGCGAGAGUUCAACGGACUGAGCAAGGGUGCUAUAGAUGCUGUACUGGCCGAGGUCAAUCACUCAUACACUCUGGCACGACCUACACUACAAGCGAUUGCGAGCAGAUCAUGGAGAAACACAUUCACAAAUCUAUUCAAGAAGAGGCGAUCACAGAGUGAAGCGCCGUCAGUUCUCCUAGAAAAGACAAAGACGGACACAGGCAGCGCACGAGUACUGAGUACUGGCAGUCAAGAGCUUGACGGAGAACUUUCAGCUCUCUUCACAACGCCUAUACAAUCCCACAGGGAGGACCAGCAAGCGGCCGACCUCAAAAUAGCACAAGCGCUGAAUACACAAGAAGCCGAGGAAGCCGAUGCCCUUUUCGAAUGCCAGGUCUGCUACAACGAUUUUGCUUUCGAAGAUGUCUCAGCAUGCACACAAUCAGACCAUACCAUCUGCUUAGACUGCGUACGCAGAACACUACAUGAAGCCAUCUUUGGACAAGGCUGGGCCAAAUCAGUCGACGUCGAACGAGGCACAUUGAGAUGUCUCGCAACCGAUUCCUGCGACGGCUGUAUCCACCAAGACCUCGUCAAACGAGCCAUUCUGCGCGACAAGUCCGGCACCGAGACAUGGACAAAAUUCGAAGACAGGCUCGCGGAAUACAACCUGCAAACCUCCGCACUACAGCUCAUCCGCUGCCCCUUCUGCUCCUACGCCGAAGCUGAGCAAACCUACGACCGUGCCUCCGCAGCGAACCUGACAUGGCGCUUCCGCAGACCCGGUGGCGUCAACAUCUUUAUGUUCAUCCUCCUUCUCGAACUCCUUCCCGGCAUACUCUUCCUUCUCAUCCCGUUUAUGCUCUUCUUCCCGAAUUUUUUCGUCGGCUUGUUCUACACUGCGCUCGGACACGCAGCACUGCAAAAGCGCACGUCUCGCUUCACAUGCCGCCGGCCCUCGUGCGCCCGGAAAUCAUGCCUCCAAUGCCUCAAGGCCUGGCACGAUCCGCACGUAUGCCACGAGCCCCUGAUCCUCUCGCUUCGCAAAACCGUCGAAGCCGCGCGCACCGCGGCCGUCAAAAGAACAUGUCCACGCUGCGGGACGAGUUUCGUCAAGUCCUCGGGCUGCAACAAGUUGACCUGCGUCUGCGGGUAUAGCAUGUGCUACCUGUGCCGGAAGAACAUAGGUAAAGCCGGAAACAACUCGGAAGGGGGCGAAGGAUACCGACAUUUCUGCGAACACUUCCGCCCGACGGCCGGCAUGAAGUGUAGCGAAUGUGACAAGUGUGACCUGUACAGAGCUGAAGAUGAGGAUGCGCAAGUCAAGAGGGCGGGCCAGGAGGCCGAGCGCUUGUGGAGGGAGAGAGAAGGUAUGGUCGGUGUGAAGGGGCUGGAGAAUGCGGUGGGCAAUGUUGCGGGCCAAGAUACGCUUUGGGCACGGUUCUGGGAGGGCAGAUGGAGUGUGCAGGGCGUGGUGGAUGGCGUGGUUGAGCGGUGUGUUGUGGUUGAUAUUGACUGA
Molecule: messenger RNA, 1935 nt
Organism: Exophiala xenobiotica
Lineage: Eukaryota; Fungi; Ascomycota; Eurotiomycetes; Chaetothyriales; Herpotrichiellaceae
Exons: 1
Coding region: 1-1935 (644 amino acids)
Source: RefSeq, a predicted model, not a curated record